AUGGCUGAGCAGGCCGCCGGGCUCCCCCCGCGGCUCCUCCUGCUGCUGCUGCUGCUGCCGCCGCCGGCCGCGGCCUCGGGCGUGGAGUCGCUGCUGGAGGAGUUCCGCCGCCAGCUGCAGCAGGAGCCCCUGGGCGGCGGCGAGCGGGGGGCGGCGGCGGCGCGGCGGCAGGGGGGGGGCCGCUGCGUGGGGGCGGGCGGCUCCUUCGCGCCCAGGCCCGACGCCAUCAUCCGCACCAAGGACUCCCUGGCGGCCGGCGCCACCUUCCUGGGCUCGCCGGGCUCGGUGGCGGGCCUGCGGCAGUGCCUGGACGCCUGCUGCGCCCAGCCGCGCUGCACCCUGGCCGUCCUGCAGCAGCCGCAGACGCCGCCGCCGCCGCCGCCCGCGCGCCGCUGCUACCUCUUCGACUGCGCCUACCGCGGCCGCUCCGUCUGCCUCUUCGCCCCGCAGCGCGGCUACCACAGCUACGCGCGCCGGCCCGCCGCCGGCCCGCCGGGCCCCGAAGAUGAUGAGCCUCCUGUCAGCAGAGCAGGGAAAGACCUUGUGCUUCAGUUGCCUGUUGACUGGGUGAUUCUGGAUGGCCGAGAAAGUUUUGAUGACCACGGAAUCAUACAGUACGAAUGGACUUUGCUGCAAGGGGCCCCUUCGGUUGCUAUGCAGGAACCUCAGCCGGGAACUGUGAAGCUCUUUCAUUUGCAAGAAGGUACUUACAUUUUGCAGCUGACUGUGACUGACACUGCGGGCCAGAGGAGCUCGGAUAAUGUCUCGGUGACGGUGAUUCCAAUGGUGCCCUCUGCAUUAGGUUGCAUGGGGGUUUGUUCACGCUACCAGUUCCUCUGCGAUGAUGGUUGCUGCAUCGAUAUAACGUAUGCCUGCGAUGGAGAGGAGCAGUGUCCUGAUGGGUCCGAUGAAAUUUUUUGUCAGAAACUGAAUUCUGGACAAAAGAUGAUAACUCACACAGCCGUGAGCUCUAGCCAGCAACAUGCCAUGGGACUAAUUAAAGAUGCUGACAAGGAACUCUCAUUAGAAAUCACCCAGAAAACUCCUGUAAGCCAUCACAUACCUGAUGCCGACCAGACCAACCAAUCACCCUCUCAGGGAACAAAGGGAACAAAACCUGCUGGGGUUUUUCCAGUUUCUAGAACCUCAGGGAAAGAUACAGAUGAUAAGAAUAAAAAUGACAUUGUGGUGUUAAAGAGCACUCAAACUGGAAAGAGCCACCCAGUUCCAGAAACAGGUGCUGUCCUACCGCUGGCUUUAGGGUUGGCCAUCACUGCUUUGCUGCUGCUCAUGGUAGCUUGCCGAUUGCACUUAGUGAGAAAGAAACUGAAGAAAGCUCGGCCCAUUAUGUCUGAGGAAUCAGAUUACCUCAUAAAUGGGAUGUAUCUGUAAAGCAGGAUUCAGGUUGCUUCCUUUCCUUCCUCAAGCUUUCCCGAAAUGGUGUGCCUCUUGCAUUAAAGAAAAAAAAACCUCAUGUUUAAAAGCUACUACCUUCAAAACAUUUAUU
Euleptes europaea (tarantolino) is the source of this 1507-nucleotide messenger RNA. It is a transcript of the gene LRP11, whose product is annotated as LDL receptor related protein 11. Gene Ontology annotation, molecular function: protein binding. NCBI's taxonomy places the organism in Eukaryota, Metazoa, Chordata, Lepidosauria, Squamata, Sphaerodactylidae. The record is from RefSeq and is a predicted model, not a curated record.